AUGAAAGCGGCUCGGCGGCGGCGGAGGGUGUGCGAACUCUGCGGCGGCGCGGCCGCCGUGCACUGCGAGGCGGACGCGGCGCAUCUCUGCUGGUCCUGCGACGCCCACGUUCACGGCGCUAACUUCCUGGUGGCGCGCCACCUCCGCCAGGUCGCCUGCACCAGCUGCGGCGCGCUCGAUGAUGACCGCCUCUUCGCUGGCGCCGGAUCGCCCGCCCCGAUCCGAUCGCUCUGCGGAUCCUGCGGCGGAGGCGCAGCCGCAGCAGCAAGGGGAGCGGUCGUGGUCGCCGACGAGGAGUCGGACACCGAGUCGUGCGUGUCCACGGCGGAAUCGGCGACGGCGGGGAGGCGGAGGGCGAUCGGGGGCGGGCGGGUGGGGGCGAGGGAGAGAGUGCGGCUGGCAGCGGUGGCGGUGUGGGGAGACGCGAAGCGGCGGAGGAAGGGGGAGAUGGUACUGGCCCUGAGGAGAUUGGAGGAGGCAACGGGCGCGCUGGCGGAGGUCAUGGCGAGAGCCGGAGCCAUGGCCAUGCUGGAAGGUUAA
This is a messenger RNA of Zingiber officinale, 540 nucleotides long. RefSeq names its product B-box zinc finger protein 32-like. Gene Ontology annotation, molecular function: zinc ion binding. NCBI's taxonomy places the organism in Eukaryota, Viridiplantae, Streptophyta, Magnoliopsida, Zingiberales, Zingiberaceae. The transcript has a single exon. The record is from RefSeq and is a predicted model, not a curated record. Bases 1 to 540 code for a protein of 179 amino acids.